AGUUUGUUUUGGUUUGUUUAGACCAACAAUUUGCCCAAGCAGAAGGAGCCUGCCUUCAACAGUGAGGCAACCUCAACAAAGAGGUUGGUUGGGUCUCUGCAAGCUCUCAACCCCUGCCAUAAAAUGAAACCAGCUACAAUAUUUUCUACAUCACACCGUCUCUUGGCGUCUACGCUCCCGAGCUUCCUCCAACUGCUCCCUUCAUGGCAUCAGAGGAAUCAGUGUGAGCUGAGCUCUUUCCCUGAAUGAAUCCAAGUAACCCCGGUGGUUGCCUUCUGAAAUGACCAGCAGACACACAUCUGUACAGAGGCUGCCCAAAGUAUAAACUCUGUUUCUAGAGUACCAUGUCCAGCCAAGGAAGUCCUGGUGUGGAGUUUUCUACGACAACAGUCAGUUCAGUAGCUGUGCAGGCUGGGGACUCCAAAAUCGUUAUAGCUGUCAUAAAGUGUGGCGAAUGGGUACAACUUCAAUUGGCUGAAUCACAGCCCAAUCUUCUAGAAAUUGGUAGCAGUCAGGAUGAAACCAAAAAACUUCUUCAUGAUCAUGAACUUCUUUUGGCCAAGCUCAAGGCUUUGGAAGAUCAGGUAUGGGACCUCUUGGAGGAAGCAGACAAGACAGCUGAAGAGAACAAGGAUCAGAGUCGGGUGUACGACGCCAUGGCCAACACCCUGGGGGAAGCGUGGGCAGCGCUGGUCUCCAUGCUUGAGAAGAGAAGGCAGCUCCUCAGGUUGACCUCGGAAUUUUUUGAAAAUGCCUUGGAGUUUGCCAUUAAAAUAGACCAAGCCGAAGAUUUCCUCCAGAACUCUCAGGAGUUUGAGAGUACCGAGUCCUUGAAAUCGCUGCUUCACCUCCAUGAACAUCAUACCAAAGAACUCUUAGAACGAUCUCUAGCCCUUUUAAACAAAAGCCAACAACUCACUGACUUCAUAGAAAAAUUCAAGUGUGAUGGCCCUAAUGUAAAUCCCGAGUUGAUUCAGGGAGCUCAUAACAGCUGCCUGAAGAUCGACAGUCUUCUUGAACUUCUACAAGACAGGAGACGACAACUCGACAAGUACCUGAAGCAGCAGCGGCAGGAACUGGGUCAGGUUCUGCAGAUAUGUCAGUGGGACCAACAAGAAAAUCAGGUUACUUGUUGGUUUCAGAAAACCAUAAGAGAUUUACAGGAACAAAGUCUAGGUUCAUCACUUUCAGACAAUGAGGAGCUAAUCCGUAAGCACGAGGAACUGAUAAUAAAAGCAAAGGAAUGGAAUUCGACUGUUGAGAAGCUGAAGAGCGAAGCACUUGGGAUCCUGCUCUCCAAGGACCAUGUGGAGAAAGAACACCUGCAGCUCUCUAACCAGAAACUGAAUCAGCUUCAGGAAGAAUGUGGUCGGCUCAUGGUGGAAAGGAAAACCUGGUUGAAAAAGGCAAACGACUUUUUUAACAGCGCUAACAAGGCAUUUGAUGUACUUGGAAGAGUUGAAGCUUACCUUAAGCUCCUUAAAUCAGAGGGUUUAAGUCUGCCUGUCUUGGCAGCGAGGCAUGAGGAAUUAAACAGAGAAAUUAAAGACUGCACAGCUGAUGCUUUGCAAAAGGGACAAGACUUAAUCAGCCAAGUAGGCUCCUGCAGCUGGCUUGUUCCUUUCAGCUCUCAGGGGACCGGCAUUCACGAGAUGAUGAGAUGCAUUCAGCGACGAGUAGAUCAUCUGACGGAACAGUGUUCGGCGCACAAGGAAUUUGCUCUUAAGAAACAGCAAUUAACGGCCUCAGUGGAUGGCCACCUCAGGAAGGUGGAAAUGUCAAUUCAGAAAAUCAGUCCAAUACUUUCCAAUGCAAUGGAUGUUGGUUUCAGCCUUUCUGAAUUACAGAAGAUUUUGAAUAAAUAUUUGGAACUAGAUAUGCAAGCUAAGGAGACAUCACAUGAAUUAGAAGCAGCUGCAAAACUUAUGACAAAGAAGAAGGAAUUUGAACCUGAUGAAGCAGCAUCUCUUUCUUCUAAAGUGAAAUGGCUAGAGGAAGAAUUAAACAUACUCGGUGAAAGGAUCGGCUCCAGGUCACAACUCCUGCAAACUUAUGUGACAUUUCUAAAGUCAUCAGAGGAGGUAGACGAGCAGUGUCAGAGCCUUAAGGAGUUUUACCAAACUGGAAACCUGCAGAAGGAAGAGGAUGAUGCUAAAGCUAAGCAUUGGUCUGACUCAGCUGAGAAGCAGUGGCAGCUAUUUGUAAAGAGGAGUUUUUUAACUCAAGACCUAGGGCUUGAGUUCCUUAAUUUAAUAAAUAUGGCAAAAGAGAAUGAAAUAUUAAAUGUGAAAAGUGAGGUGCACAUUAUAGAGAACACUAUGGAAAGACAGAAGGCAGAAAGGGAAGAACUCGGCCGCCUUCGGAUGGUAUGGCAACUUAAAGCCACUGCAAGCAAGCCUGUGAAACAGCAGUGGGGAGCAUUCAAAGAGCAACUUACAAAGACUACUCACAGCUUAAAACUUCUUCAGGAAGCACUUAUGCCUGUGUCUGCGCUUGACCUUGGAGGGAACCUUGAGACCAUUUUAGGUCUACGGAAAAAAUGGAAUGAAAUGAAGCCUCAAUUCCAGCAACUGAGUGACGAGGUUCAAUACAUUAUAAAAGAAUCAGAAGAGUUAAGUGGCAAAGGAGCCCCUGUGAAAGAGAAGUCUCAACAGCUGAAGGACCUUAUUCACCUCCAUCAGAAACAGAAAGAGAGAAUCCGAGAUUACGAAGAUAUCCUGUACAAGACAGUCCGGUUCCACCAAGUAAAGGAAGAGCUGGGACGUCUCAUCAAAUCAAAAGGACUGGAGUUUCUAGAACGGCCAACGGAAGUGGAUGAUGCUCAUGAUGCCCAGGUUUACCUCAGUCGCUCUCGGGAAAAGCAGGCCCAUAUAGACCAUCUCCAUAAAUUGGCCCUUUCCCUGGGAGUGGAGAUCAUCUCAUCAGUGCAGCGGCCUAACUGCUCUAAUGUUUCCGCGAAGAACCUACAGCAGCAGCUGGACACCCUUGAGCGGGACAGUGUGAGCUGGCGGGCCGAGGCCGAGGAGUAUGGCAGGACCCUGACCCGCAGCUUGGAGUACUGCACCACAAGGGACGAGAUAAACGAGCUCAAAGAGUCAUUCAAAGAUAUCAAAAAGAAAUUCAACAAUUUGAAGUUUAAUUACACUAAGAAAAAUGAAAAAGCUCGGAAUCUGAAGAUUCUUAAAUAUCAAAUUCAACAAGUUGAUAUGUAUGGUGAAAAAUUACAGACUUUAAAAAGGAAAAUGGAAAAAGUUGAAAAUAAAACUUCUUUAUUAAAUUAUCCAAAUAAUAAAGUUAGUGUUCUUCUGGAAGCCAUGAAGGAUUUGCAAAAACAUGUAAAAGAGUUUGACAGAGUUGUGACAGAUUACAAGAAGAAUUUGGACCUGACUGAGCAUCUCCAGGAGAUGAUAGAAGAGUGUCACUUUUGGUAUGAAGAUGCAAGUGCCACAGUUGUAAGAGUUGGAAAAUAUUCCACGGAGUGCAAGACAAAGGAAGCCGUGGAAAUUCUCCACCAGCAGUUCAAUAAGUUUAUCACACCCUCAGUGCCACAGCAAGAGGCAAGGAUUCAGGAGAUCAGUGACCUCGCUCAGCGCUUAUAUGGUUUUGAAGAAGGGCAGAAGUAUGCUGAGAAAAUAGUGGCAAAACACAAGGAGGUUCUUGAAUCUAUUACUGAAUUAUGUGCCUCUCUAACAGAGCUUGAAGAAAAACUGAAGCAGGGAGACAUUACAAGGAUGAGUCUGACUUUGGAAGAUUUCCACGAUGAAGGUAUUGGCCUACUAAAAGAACCAAUGAGAAAUAAGCAGACAAUAUUGAAAGAAGAAAGGAAUAAGGAGAACGCACAUCUAGCAGACAUUUUGGCCAUCAAUGGAACCAGAGAGGGUCAACUUCCCCAGGGCCUGAAGCAGCUGUCCCCUGACAAAGAGAGCAGUGUCCAACACCUGCUCCUGCCUGCAGACACACUUUCAGGAGAAGAAUAUGAGUGUGUCUCACCUGAUGACAUCUCCUUGCCUCCACUCCCAGGAAGCCCUGAUUCCCCCCUGGCACCAUCUGACAUGGAAGUGGAGGAGCGGGCCAGCCCCUCCCUCAGCCUUCAUAUAAGCAGACACAGGAUGCAGAUAGGGGCCGGCAGUCUAGGGGAGGCCCAGGAAUCUGGUCUUCCACCACCUGCUGCUUUUGCUGAUGCUUGCAAUGAUAACAGAGAAACAUUUUCAAGUCAUUUUGAGAGACCGUACCCCCAGGUCAAAACUGAGCUCCCAUUAACCUCCCGAGGAUUUCUGGAAAAAAGUACUGGCUUCCGCAAAAUCAGUGCUAAACAGCCAGAGAGCAUGCCGAGUGAAGUGCAUGGGAGAGCUUUCCAGCAGCACCCUCAGGCUCAGGGAAGUUCGCUAGAAACACAGGAGAAGAUGCAUGCUGAGAAUAACAUCACUAAAACCCGAGAUAGGCUGCAUGCUUCCCAGGAUGCAUUCUCGGGCCUAGGGUUUCCAUCAGGCCCCAGCUGGGCCUAUCAGAGGCAAAUGGUUCCCCGAGAAGAGAUUAAAGGUACCUCAGCAAAGAACAGCGUGGUCAGCCUAGCUGGCCAGGCGCCUAAUUUCUCCAGGCUCCUGUCUAAUGUCACUGUCAUGGAAGGUUCUCCAGUGACUUUGGAAGUUGAAGUAACAGGAUAUCCAGAGCCUACACUGACAUGGUACAAGAAAGGCCAGAAACUGUCUGCAGAUGGGCACUUACAGGUUUUACACAAGGAGACGAGACAUUUGGUGUCCAUUCCGAAGGUAUGCAAGGCAGACGCAGGCCUCUAUGUGGCUCAGGCCCAAAACUCUAGUGGCGUUCUCUCUUCCAAUGUCAUCCUCCAUGUGACAGGUAACCACAGGCCACCAAUCACAAGAAUAAACUGGAUAACGCUGUGUGUCAUCUAUGUUAGUGUGUUCCUAAUGUACUGGCUACUCACACAGUGACUGUGGGCUUGGCACUCGUGGACGGCAUUCUCGUGAGCCUAAAGGACAACACGGAUACUGAUUUUCCUGCACGAUCACCCACCAAGUAUACCUGCAUUCUGGCCAUAUGGCUUGUUGGGUUAACACCACUGCUUGGUGAAAUAAUCAAAUUUUCUUUAGUGCUUUAAUGUAUUUGAGGAGCUUGGUAAAUUACUAGCAGUGAAUAAGGACGCAUUUUUGUAUUCUAAAAAGAGAUAUGUUCUAGAUAAAAAAGUAAAAUUAUGCUAUAUUUAUUCCCUCCUAAUUUAAGACCAUGCAGAUCAAGGCUCACAUCAGCGUAGAGAACUAAGUUAAAUUUCAAAUCCAAUUGUUUGAUAAUUUAUUUUUAAUUGUACUCAUAAACAUCUCUUUGUAGAAUAACAGUAGAAAUCUUGAACUGAAGUUGUAAUUUUCAUUAUUGCUUUAGUUGUCCUUUAAUUUUGUUUUUCAUGUCUUGAUCUCAUUUAUUGAAAUACAUUCUAUGUAGUUUCAACAUAGCCUACAUUCCUGAAUCUGAGGAUGCCGAUGUAGAUAAUCAUUCCUCGUGUUGAUCUCAUGGGUUUCACGUUGGAGAAUAGAUGUGCCAUCAACUUUAAAUGAAGUUUCAAACUUGCAUCAGCUAUGCAUGUCAUAGAGCAAGAUGGAACAGGCUGCAGGGAUGGACCGACAGUAUUCCUGUCAUUCCAUUGACAUAUUUUGGGAAGCCAUGUAUCUACAACUGCAACUGGUUCCUCCUGUUUCUAAUCUUGAUUCUGCUGCUGCCCAUUUUUGCAGCCUGUGGAAGGACAUCCCCAUGCCUCAGUUUCCUAUUUGGAAAAUGGGUUGAUCAUCUACCUCAUGGGCAAUUGAGAGUUUCAUUUCACAUCUUGUAAGAUCUGAAAAAUGGAAAGCACUCUAUGAAGGCUAAGGGUAAUUAUAUUGUUUCAUGUAAUUUGUCACCACUGCCUCCUGACCACUAUUUCUCUUUCAGAUGCUGUUUCUUUAGAAUAUUAAAUUAAAGGAGUGGUGUUAGUGUGUGAUUUCCAACUAUUCCAUGUGGGAAAAUGAUGUUUUAUGAGUUGGAGAUUAAAUUUCUUUCUAAUUUCUUAGGACUAUAUCCUUUUCAAAGACUUGAAAUUAAACUUAGGAGGAUGUAUUUAGUAUGAUCUAAGGGGGAAAAGUAUGUAAUAAGAUGGCAGAAGAUGAAUUCUAUCCUUUUCUUGUAAUUAUCAGUGUAAUAUUGAAGAAUACUCUGUGCUUUCCUGUGAAACAUAUUAUUCAGAAAUGAUGAUCAUCUUUUUGGUUCUUUUAAAAAAUAAACAUAAAUAAAGGAGACAUUUGUUUUUUAAGUUUUAAACAUAGCCUUGUCAUGCUAGGGCAAAAUCUUUAGUUGAAAGAAUAAUUCAUUGUAGAUUAUUGAUGAAGAGAUUGAAUUAAUUAUGUUGCUGUAAGACUGUCUACAAAUAAUAAAAAUAUUUAAAUGUAAUAUAUUUAAGUUGAUAUUAAAUGCUUACUGGAUGUUAUCUGAAGAUGUCAAGUGUGUGGUUGAGUAAAAAGUUGGCAUAUUU
Equus caballus (horse) is the source of this 6517-nucleotide messenger RNA. RefSeq names its product coiled-coil domain containing 141 (gene CCDC141). The record is from RefSeq and is a predicted model, not a curated record. NCBI's taxonomy places the organism in Eukaryota, Metazoa, Chordata, Mammalia, Perissodactyla, Equidae. Gene Ontology annotation, molecular function: protein binding.